This is a messenger RNA of Corythoichthys intestinalis (scribbled pipefish), 2847 nucleotides long. RefSeq names its product ciliated left-right organizer metallopeptidase. The transcript has 12 exons. NCBI's taxonomy places the organism in Eukaryota, Metazoa, Chordata, Actinopteri, Syngnathiformes, Syngnathidae. Gene Ontology annotation, molecular function: metalloendopeptidase activity. The record is from RefSeq and is a predicted model, not a curated record. Gene Ontology annotation, biological process: proteolysis; cell adhesion. Gene Ontology annotation, cellular component: cytoplasm; membrane. Bases 7 to 1815 code for a protein of 602 amino acids.
UGACCAAUGGCUGCAGGUCUCUGGUUGUGUCUGCUUCUGCUAUGUGCCAAGAUUCAGGUUUCCCUUUACCGGUGCGUUCACGACCAGGUUCAGUCCCGGGUACGGGUGGUCCGCGCAAUUCCGGAUCGAAACCUGGGAGAGGUCGCUCCGAUGAGGAUCGGGUUCUGGCUAUCUGGGGAAAGCGACCACCUGUCAGAGCAGGAGGAGGCACGAGUGAAGGCCACCGUGGAGCAGGCUGGGAGAACUGUGUCUUCGUUACUGUCGGGUAAGGCGAGAACACAUUCCUACUUGACAGAGAAAGCCUAUCAUUCUGGUUUUAUAGUGAAGAGAACCUCAAACCCUUUGCUGCUCAGACGGGACGUCGACAAAUACUGCAAGUUUCUAUGGAAGAAUCCAAACUCCAUCAACUAUAACAGGUGUGGCCGAGCCAACAAAAACUACAUACAUGAGACGUGUCUGGAUGUAAAGAUCCCAGAUGAACACCUUGCUGGUGUCAAAGUCCACCCGCAAGCCAACUCUACCCAUCGGCUUGUUCUCAGGCAUCCAGGCGCCGGAGCGCCCAACGUCGACUUCCUGCUGUAUGUCCACGUCCGGGCGACGGACAAGUGCAGGGCACAGCCUAGCCUGUUGGCGUACGCCGCCCACUGCCAGACGGACAGCAGAGGUAGACCUUUAGCAGGUGUUGUGGCCAUCUGCAGGGAAAGACUGACAAGACUGACUGUACAGACUGUGGUUCAUGAGCUACUCCAUGUCCUGGGCUUCUCCAAAGAUCUCUUCCCCACUUGGAGAGACUGCUCUUUUGAGCGAGGUUUUUCAGCCAGUGUCGCCUGUUCCCCUCGGGGCAAAGUGACUCACUCCGACGGACAGGGCCAGACCAGGAUCUACACACCAUCUGUUAUCUCGACCCUGCAAAGGCACCUGGCAGCCUUCGACCCCGAGCUGGGAGGGCCGCUCGAGAACUCUGACGCGACCCCAGGGGGUGUGUCCUCCCACUGGGAGUCGCGAUUUCUGCAGAGCUCCAUCAUGUUAGCGGCGGCUAGCCAGGAUAUUGUGGCGCGGAUUGACCCGCUCACCUUGGCCGCGUUUCAGGACACGGGCUGGUACGCUGUCAACACCCACCGAGCCCAGAACCUUGUUUGGGGAGACGGUGAAGGAGCUUUGUUCGGUUCCACGCUGACCUGUCAAGACAACUCGUCAUCCUUCUUCUGUACUGGCAGUGGACUCGGGUGCCAUCAUUUACAUCUCCAGAAAGGGGAAUGCCAGACGGAUCCCUUCCUGGACGGAUGUCGCAUCUACAAAGCUUUUGAGAAUGGAAGCGAGUGCUGGAAGAAAGAAAACGAGAAGAAGUCGAGUGAAGAGCGCCUUAGCGGGGAGGUCUUUGGCUCAGAUAGCCGCUGUUUCUUCUCUGAUCUAACCACACUUAAUCUGAGUCUGUUCAACCGCAUUGUCACGGGACGCUGUUACAGACGCAAGUGCACAGGAACAAACCGCUAUCAAGUCCAGGUUCGGGGCUCCGAUUGGGUGGACUGUCCAGCAGGUGGCAGCAUUCAGAUAAGAGGAUACCAGGGUUCUGUUUUCUGCCCCAACAAAAGAUUGUGUGUGGAUUCUGACGUCACUCCCUCCAUAGAGGCUGACAUUUUCAACACGGAGCAACCAGAGACGACUUGGUCUGAACACAGACUCACUGCAAACCUUCUACCGACCAUUGUACUAUGUGUUUUGGCCGGGCUGGGUUUUUUGGUGGUCCUCGGUCUGGCGAGCUCCAAAUGUUCUGUCUGGAAGGUCCGAAUCCAUGCAGCAUCAGCGGAUGUGUAAUUGCAUUGUGGAUCACAUUGACAGCGCUACAUGUCCAAUCAGACCACGUCCAUACUCAUUUGACUUCAAUUAAAUUUUAAAAGCCACGUGAUUGGACGUCUAUUAUUGUCAGUUGCCAGAGGUGGGUAGUUACACAUUACAUUUACGCUGACUUUUUGAGGAAAAUGUACUUGUUAGAGUAGUUUUCUCAAGCAAUACUUUUUUACUUUUGAGUAGAUUUAUGAAAAAGCACUACUCUUACUCCGCUACUUCGGCUGACACUAGAUUCAAUACGUUUUUCUUUUUAUUCUACAUAUAUUGACUUUAUUUUUGCCAGAGAUGCCGAUCAUGGCUGUCUCAGUUUCACCAAGGAGCCAUAGCAACAAUAACCACAUGGACUCCAUUAUAGCAAUUAGAGCAACAAUGUUUUUUCUCCACAAGAGGGCACUCAUGCUCUUUGGACAGGUGAUGUUUCAUCAUGUAGUGUUGUUCUGGUCUAAAUUCAAUUAUUUUUGUGCCAUGGUUUUGGCCUAAUACGGUCACGUAAUAGGUUAUAGUAUUAACAGUGACAGUUUAAUAAUAACAAUUCAAAAAGAUGAAGAUGUGCUGAGAAUAAAAAAAUCUACCAUAACCGGGCCAAAUCAGACAUUGUAAUCAGUUCCUAACAAUGUUACUCCUGACUUGAGUACAGUGAUCCCUCGCUACUUUGUGCUCUCAGUCCAUCGCAGAUUUUUUUUCUCAAAAAAAAAAAAAUACAAAUGAGCUGUCCCUAGCCGGUCGCUUCGUCUCUUUCCCUGCUCUUUGUUCGUCAGAGAGUGAACCGGAGUUGCUUGUUAAAGUAAACAAUGAUUGACAGAAGGUGAAGCUUUGAUCUUGCCGAAGACUCGACCUUCAAAGUGAUGCAUGCGUCAGUCAUCGUUACAACUUGUUAAACAGUUGCUGUGGCAACUCAUUUUGUGUAAGUGAGCAGACUCAAGGAAGCAUUUAAUAAAGACAAACAUUAAAAAAAAUAAUAAUAAUAUGGAUUGGGUGUCUACUUUAUUUCUUGUUUAA